Messenger RNA from Acanthopagrus latus (yellowfin seabream), 3410 nucleotides. Its product is annotated as integrin alpha-6-like. Gene Ontology annotation, cellular component: external side of plasma membrane; integrin complex. Gene Ontology annotation, molecular function: integrin binding. Bases 130 to 3219 code for a protein of 1029 amino acids. The transcript has 25 exons. NCBI's taxonomy places the organism in Eukaryota, Metazoa, Chordata, Actinopteri, Spariformes, Sparidae. Gene Ontology annotation, biological process: leukocyte migration; cell-matrix adhesion; cell-cell adhesion. The record is from RefSeq and is a predicted model, not a curated record.
ACCAGUUAACACUUUCUGAGUCUAAACCGUUUUAUAAGAGGGUUUCCACCUCCUCUGUGCUCUCAGAGAGCACGAGCACUGCGUGGCACAGAGCAGAUUACACAUUUAUUAAUCUAAAGAAGCGUAGCGAUGCGUUGGUACGUGGUGCAUCUGUGCAGCGUCUGGCUCCUCCAGAUCGCAGCUUUCAAUCUGGACACCACGAACGUGUUGCAGAGAAACGGAGAUCCAGGAAGCCUGUUUGGAUUUUCUGUUGCCUUCCACCAGCAGCUGAAUCCUGCCAGAAGGAACCUAUUGCUGGUUGGAGCUCCACGAGCGAAACAUCGGAACCAGGUGAACGUUACAGGUGUAGUUUAUCAGUGUGAUCUGACAUCAACAUCCGAGCGCUGUCAGCCCAUUGAGUUUGACGAUAAAGCAUUCCUUGAUAGUAAAGGGAUAAACAACCAGUGGAUGGGAGUACGAGUGGCGAGCCAAGGUCCUGGAAAACACGUGAUGGCCUGCGCUCAUCGGUACCAGCAGAAGUGCCCGCUCAUUAGUAUCCCUUGCGUGGUGCUGACGGGUCAGUGUUACCUGUUAGGAGAUGACCUGCAGGUCGGGACAGAGGACGGCGACUGGAGGAGAGUAGUUUGUGACCUGGAGCAUCUAAUCAAACGUCCCAUUGACCACGGCUGGUUUGCGUACUGCCAACAGGGUCACGGAGCCGCUUUUGCAAAGGACAAUAAAUCUGUGUUGUUUGGAGCGCCAGGAGCGUACCACUGGACAGGAAUCGUACGAAUGGAGCCUUUGGACUUCCUGACAGACUUGAAUAGUGAAGCUCCUCGGGAGACCGGGAAUAUCGCGGCGUUGAACUCCAAACUCAUUCCCCUCCAGACUAACAGCUACCUGGGAUUCUCCAUCGACUCCGGUCUGGCCCUCAUCAGGAAGGGUGAGCUGACCAUCGUAUCCGGAGCACCCAGAGGAGGUUACAGCGGCCAGGUCGCUUUGCUUAAAGCGGACCCCGUGGCAAAACAAAAUGUGUCCGUGGAGGUGGUUCUCUCUGGGCCGGGCCUGGCCUCCUCCUUCGGCUACGAUGUGGCGGUGGUGGAUCUCAACAGUGAUGGGUGGGAGGAUCUCGCUGUUGGAGCACCGGAGUUCUUUGUUAACGACGGUUCGGUCGGAGGAGCCGUGUACGUCUACAUCAACGACAGAGGGAGAAACUGGGAGAAGAUUGUUCCCACGCAACUUCUGGGACCCAAAGACUCCAUGUUCGGCCUCGCAGUGGAAAACAUCGGCGACGUCAAUAAAGACGGUUACGGAGAUAUUGCCGUGGGGGCGCCAUAUGAUGGUUCGGGUCGGGUGUACCUUUACUGCGGCUCACCAAAAGGCAUCCACAAGAAAGCGGCGCAGGUGCUCUCGCCAGGAUCUAAAACAGUUUCUCUGUUCGGAUAUUCUCUCUCUGGCAACCUGGACGUGGACGACAAUCAGUACCCUGAUCUGGCCGUGGGAUCUCUCUCUGACUCGGUCUUUAUUUACAAAGCGAGGCCGGUGGUCAGCGUCAGCAGCUCUCUGACGGUGACGCCCCGUGUAAUAGACCUCACAAGGGAACAGUGUCGAACACUCACGUGUUAUUUUUCAGUCAGGGCCUGCUUCACCUACACGACACAUCCAGCAUCGCUCAACCUCAAACUGGUGCUCAAUUACGUCUUUGAGGCCGACGCUAGGAGAAGAAAACCAAGAGUGGAGUUUCAGAGUUCAUCCGGAGGAAGACUGGAGCUGCGUGAACAGAGGAGAGAAAUCUGCACUGACACCCGACUCCGACUGAAACGUGAAAUCAAAGACAAGCUGCUCAGUAUUCCCGUCAACGUCAGCGUGUCUCUGUGGAGCUCCGGUCAGACGAGCCGGACCAGAGCAGGUCCGUCCGACAUGACGCCGGUCCUCAACCUCCUCCAGCAAAAGAGCACCGACUCCGAGAUUGUCCUGGUGCACGAGGGUUGUGGUCGUGACAACAUCUGCCAGAGUAACCUGACGUUACAGUACAAGUUCUGCUCCAGGAACACAACACACAACAAUCAGGAUAUCUUCAAACCACUGGCAAGGGAGGACGGUGUCGCAGUCAUAAAUCCCUCUGAAGACGUCGCUCUGGAGAUCACCGUGACUAACAGGGGCGGAGAAGAAGCUCACCAGACUCACUCUGUCAUCAACCUCCCGGACACUCUGCGUUACUCUUCUGUUGUCUACAGCACAACAGCAGACACGCAGACGAGCUGCACGACCAAUGAAAAAGGAACGCGAAUCAACUGUGAGCUGGGGAAUCCGUUCCACAGAGACGCAGAGGUGACUUUUUAUGUCAUAGUUUCAACAUCCGGCGUCUCUCUGAGCACAAAGGAAGUCAGCGUCACUCUGCAGCUUAAAACGACGAGUGUGCAGACCAUACAACCAGUGGAGGCGUCGGCCAAAGUGCUUUUUGAGCUGGACCUGCAGCUGUUGGGAGUAGCCCGGCCUUCUCAAGUGUCACUCAGGAGAAGCUCGAUGGGCGAGAGCGACAUAAAAUCAGUGGAUGACACUGGAGUUCUGGUUCAGUAUGAAUUCAGGAUAGCAAAUUUGGGCAGACCAUUAAAAUCUUUCAUCAACGCGUCACUAAACAUCGACUGGCCAAAGGAAAACUCUGCAGGAAAAUGGCUUCUGCACUUGAGUCAGAACAGCAGCAGAGGUGUUCACUCUGUCUCCUGCUCACCUGCAGGACAGACCGAUUCAUUUAAAGAUUUAAAGAGUUGGCGUGAACCAUCCAGGAGAAGACCUGAAGCUGAAGCGCUCUCCUCCUCGCUCCUUCCAAAGGAAUACAGAAUCUUGACGUGCUCGGAUGGACUGAGGUGUGAGGAGCUGCGCUGCCCUCUGCUGGGUUUGGACAUGACUGCAAAGAUGGUUCUGCACGCGCGACUGUGGAGCGCCACUUUCACCGAGGGUUACAGCUCACUGAACCACCUGCACAUCAUCACGGACGCUUCGCUCAGUUUAACAAACUCUCCUGAGAAUGUUGGACUAAAACCGGAGAUGCGUCGGACGAAGGUUAAACUGACCGUGUUCCUCGAGGGAAGGUUCAGAUCUUUGGUCAGAGUUGCCUGGUGGAUCAUCUUCCUGACGGUCGUCGCGUUGCUUCUGAUAUUGGCGAUUGCUGUCAUCUUGUUGUGGAAGCGUGGCAGCAUUAAAUGCCUCCCUCAGAACAAGGAACUGUCACCUGAAUGAGAUCCAAACUGCUCACCUGAGAGGCCAACAUGAGAAAACACAGUGAACAUGAUCAGGGUUUGAUUCUGACUCAUCUGCUGCACGUGCACAAUAUUUUAAAUCAGAUGUGGUUUAAUACUGUUUAAUUAAUAAUGACAUUUUCUUGUUUUUGCUGCUUGUUUUUGUACUGAAUUAAACAAACAAAAAAACCC